AUGUGUUGGUUCCUGGGCCAACUGCAGCUGAGCACCGCGGUGAACCCGCGGGUGUACUGCAACCACAUCCCCGGCCUGGUGCGGCGGCAGCGGCGGCUGUGCCACAAGUACGCGGACGCGAUGCCGAGCGUGGGGCGUGGGGCGGGGAUCGGCGUGGCGGAGUGCCGCUUCCAGUUCAGGCAUCAGCGGUGGAAUUGUUCCACGGUGGCGACGGAUGCGUCGGUGUUUGGGAAGACCAUUCUCAGAAGAUCGAGCCGAGAAGCAGCCUUCGUCUACGCCAUCAGCUCCGCCGGCGUGGUGUAUUCCGUGAGCCGGAGUUGCAGCAAAGGGGACCUGGCCCACUGCCGCUGCGACCCGCGACGAACCGGGAAGCACAGAGACACGCGAGGGGAAUUCGCGUGGGGAGGUUGCUCGGACGACGUCCGGUUCGGGUCGCUGUUCGGGAGGAAGUUCGUGGACGCGAGGGAGAAGAAGGUGCGGGACGCGAGGGCGCUCAUGAAUCUGCAUAAUAACAGGGCCGGGAGGAAGGCGGUGAGGAAGCACAUGCAGCUGGAGUGCAAGUGCCACGGCGUGAGCGGGGCGUGCACGGUGAGAACGUGCUGGGCGUCGGUCAUGGACUUCAGGUCGAUCGGGUCGUACCUGAAGAGGAAGUACGACGCGGCGACGCUGGUGACGAUGGACCAAUCGGGGAGGGACCUGGUGGCGGCGGUGGGGGAUCACAAGCCGCCGACGAGGGGCGACCUCGUCUACCUGGAGGCCUCGCCUGACUACUGUCUUCUCGAUCAGCAAGUCGGUUCGUUGGGGACGGCCGGACGGGAAUGCAACCGGACAUCCCCGGGCACCGACGGCUGCGACAUUCUCUGUUGCGGCCGCGGCUACGACACCGCUCGCGUCCUCGUCACCAAGAAAUGCCACUGCAAAUUCAUCUGGUGCUGCGAGGUGGAAUGCCAGGACUGCAGGGAGUGGCGGGACGUCUACACGUGCAAGGCGCCGCGGCGGGACAGUACCUGAUCCCUGUGACGUGCCAAACGGGGAAAGGAUCCCGAAGGCAAAGAAUCUCGCCCGGCCCCCGCCUUGUCAUCAAUUACUCAUCUCGUCCUGCUCAUUAGCGGCGACAGGUCUGGUUCAUUAUCGACUUCGUGGCCGACCGACCAAAGACAAGUACGCGAGAUAUGUCGACCGGACGAGACGGCAAACGAGGAAAAAAAAAGGGAAAACGGAAAUCCUUGAGCUUGUAUGAUGUACAGACUCGAACACAGCUGCGCUGUGUUCAACCAGUGUAUGGUAUGCUAUUUAUAAUACGAAAGCCGCAGGUGUACUAGUCAGAUUCCUCCCACUCACCUGUACAACUUGUGUUCAACGUGUGCGGAU
Molecule: messenger RNA, 1371 nt
Organism: Darwinula stevensoni
Lineage: Eukaryota; Metazoa; Arthropoda; Ostracoda; Podocopida; Darwinulidae
Source: the annotation of a GenBank genome assembly